Budorcas taxicolor (takin) is the source of this 2227-nucleotide messenger RNA. RefSeq names its product interferon regulatory factor 2 (gene IRF2). Gene Ontology annotation, biological process: regulation of transcription by RNA polymerase II; immune system process. Lineage: Eukaryota; Metazoa; Chordata; Mammalia; Artiodactyla; Bovidae. The coding region runs from base 181 to 1230 and encodes 349 amino acids. Gene Ontology annotation, cellular component: nucleus. Gene Ontology annotation, molecular function: RNA polymerase II cis-regulatory region sequence-specific DNA binding; DNA-binding transcription factor activity, RNA polymerase II-specific. The record is from RefSeq and is a predicted model, not a curated record. The transcript has 9 exons.
UCUCCUUGUUUUGCUUUCGAUCUGGACUGUUCUCAGGCAAGCCAGGGAGUAACUUUUAGUUUUGCUCCUGCGAUUAUUCAACUGACGGGCUUUCAUUUCCAUUUCACACACCCUAGCAACACUUAAGCCUUGCGGAAUUGUAUUGGUAGCGUGAAAAAAGCACACUGAGAGAAAGACACCAUGCCGGUGGAAAGGAUGCGUAUGCGCCCGUGGCUGGAAGAACAGAUCAACUCAAAUAUGAUACCAGGGCUGAAGUGGCUUAGCAAGGAAAAGAAGAUUUUUCAGAUCCCCUGGAUGCAUGCUGCUAGACAUGGGUGGGACGUGGAAAAGGAUGCACCCCUCUUUAGAAACUGGGCCAUCCAUACAGGAAAGCAUCAACCAGGAAUAGAUAAACCUGACCCAAAAACGUGGAAGGCAAAUUUCCGAUGUGCCAUGAACUCCUUGCCUGAUAUUGAGGAAGUCAAGGACAAAAGCAUAAAGAAAGGGAACAAUGCCUUCAGAGUCUACCGGAUGCUGCCCAUGUCUGAGCGACCUUCUAAGAAAGGAAAGAAACCAAAGACAGAAAAAGAGGACAGAGUGAAGCACAUCAAGCAAGAACCGAUUGAGUCACCUUUGGGGCUUAGUAACGGAGUAAGUGAUCUUCCUCCUGAGUAUGCGGUCCUGACUUCAACUAUAAAAACUGAAGUGGAUAGUACGGUGAACAUCAUAGUCGUAGGACAGUCACAUCUGGAUGGCACCUAUGAGGAUCAAGAGAUUGUUACUAACCCACCGGACAUCUGCCAAGUUGUGGAGGUGACCACCGAGAGCGAUGAGCAGCCAGUCAGCAUGAGUGAGCUCUACCCCCUGCAGAUCUCCCCCGUGUCUUCCUACGCAGAAAGCGAAACUACCGAUAGCGUGCCCAGUGACGAAGAGAGCUCGGAGGGUCGGCCACACUGGCGGAAGAGGAACGUUGAAGGCAAACAGUACCUCAGCAACAUGGGGCCGCGGAGCACGUACCUACUGCCCAGCAUGGCCACCUUCGUCACGUCCAACAAGCCCGACCUCCAGGUCACCAUCAAAGAGGAGAGCUGCCCGGUGCCUUACAACAGCUCCUGGCCCCCGUUCCCAGACCUCCCCCUCGCCCCCCCCAUGAGCCCCACGCCCAGCAGCAGCCGCCCAGACCGGGAGACCCGGGCCAGCGUCAUCAAGAAGACGUCAGACAUCACCCAGGCCCGCGUCAAGAGCUACUAAUAAGCCUGCGACUUCCCUUGGUGGUUGUCGGGAUUUCUUGGCUUUGUGUUUAUCGUUUGUUUGUAUUUUAUUUUUCUCUCUGACACCUGUUUUAGACGAAUCUUAAGGGAAAAAGCCUUGACAAAAUAGAACAUUGAUUGCUGUGUCCAACUCCAGUACUGGAGCUUCUUUUUAACUCAGGACUCCAGCUUCUUGGUAGACGCGUUAUCUCUAGAGCCUGCUGGAUCUCCCAGGGCUGCUCCCUCAAGUUCAAGGACGUCAUAGGACCAACCCCCAUAUGGGCAGUGAGGUGCUGCGUUGCCUGUGGUCAAGGCCAGCAUGGUGGAAUGGAUGCCUCCACACGGAGGAGAAAAUGUGAACUAGCUGGAAUUUUUUAUUCUUGUGAAUAUGUACAUAGGGCAGUACUAGCGACGUUGCAGUCUGCUUCUGCACCUUAUCUUAAAAGCACUUACAGAUAGACCUUCUUGUGAUCCUGCUCUGUUUCACAGCACAGUCAGCACCCCCCUUCCCUAUCCUUCCCUCCUCCCCUCCCAGCCCUGACCCUUCAUCCCUUCCCUUCCCCUCCCUUCUCUUUCCCUUCAUCUCCUCCCCUCCCCUCCCAUUCAUUUUCUUUCCUCCUCUUCCUCCCCUCAAAGGCCAUGUUCCACAUCCCUGAGGAGGAGAAGAAGAAAAUGAACUUCUCCACCAAUGUCCCAUUUUAAAAGACUGCUUUAAAAAAAAACAACAACAAAAAAAAAAGAGAAAAUCUUUCUAAUCUGCUAUGCUUGAAUGCCACGCGGUACAAAGGAAAACUAUCCUGGAAAGAUUAUGCAAAUUCUCAGAUUUGAAGACAAAAAUACUCUAAUUCUAACCAGAGCAAGCUUUUUUAUUUUUUAUACAGGGGAAUAUUUUAUUCAAGGUAAAAUUCUAAAGAAAAUAUAAUUGUUUUUUAUCUUUUCUACAGCAAAUUUAUAAUUUUAAGAUUCCUUUUCUUGUUUAUCGGCAGUUAUUACAUCCU